AGCUACCAGUUCCCGGAUCUCCCCUCAUGUUUCGCGCAGAGCUUCCGCCUGCGUACGAACCGGCACUGUCGUGCCGCGAGCGAGGCCGCGCGUAGGUGGACCGCAGAACAGGGUUUCUUCGGCGAACGUGAGCGCGAGGCGCUGGAGGGUACGAAGCUCGGCCUGCUCGCAGCGCUGUGCUUUUCGACGUGCGACCUCCCGCAGCUGACGCGCGCGGCCGAAUUCUUCACGCUUCUCUUCCACUGGUGGGACCACGGCCUCGGGGAGCGGAGCCAGGCGACCUGGCAGGGCCUCUGGACGCAGCUCUGCCGCACCACUUCUAAGAGCUGGCAAGCGCGCUUCCAGGCGUACCUCAUCGACUUCGAGGACGCGGGGCUCGAUUCUGAGAAAAGUGAGCAGACGCUGACGAGUAUCGAAGUCUACAUGUCCCGGAGCAGGCGGUCGUCCGGCUUCCUGAUGGCACUCGCGUUCAUCGAAUAUGCAGAAGGGCUAGACUUGCCGGAGGAAGUGUUCGGGUCGCAGGCACUGACGAAGCUAAGGCUGGCCACGCUGGACCUCGUGAUAUGGAUGCAUGACAUCGCGUCGUAUAACGUCCAGCAAGCUUCUAACCAUGCGCACAACGCCAUCGCCGUGCUCGUAACCUCGCAGCAUGUAAGCUUGCAGGCGGCGAUACACCGCGCAGGGGACCGUGUCAAGGCCCUUGUCGCUGAAUUUCUAGCGCAUGAGGCGGCGCUGGCGCAAUGCUCGUGGGGUCCCUAUGCUGAUCGCGACGUGCGUGUAUAUAUCGCUGGCCUGCGCGACUGUGUCGUGGGCACGGCGCACUGGAUAUAUCGGUGUGACCGGUACUUCCUGGGCAAGGGCGAAGACAUUAAGGCCUUUGGGUGGGUUUUUUUGUUGCCGAAAGAGACGGAGGAUGAGGGGGAAGGU
Molecule: messenger RNA, 927 nt
Organism: Phanerochaete carnosa HHB-10118-sp
Lineage: Eukaryota; Fungi; Basidiomycota; Agaricomycetes; Polyporales; Phanerochaetaceae
Exons: 3
Source: RefSeq, a predicted model, not a curated record